AUGUCUCUGCAACCUAUGCAGCCUGAAGAUAAAGGUUUGACCAUAAUUACCAGCAAAGAAGGGAUACACAUCCCUCAACUCCACAGCACCAUGAAGGUCUCUGCAGCUGCUCUGGUCGCUCUCCUCCUCGUGGCAUCCUGCUCCCCAUCUGAGGCCCAUCUCGAUGGUGUCCCCACCACGUGCUGCUUCACCUACCACCAACGCCACAUCCCACGGCGCCUCAUCACCUCUGUCUAUACCACCAGCAGCAGCUGCAGCUAGCCAGGAGUGAUCAUGGUCACCAAGAAGAAGGAGCUGUGCACAGAUCCCCGGGAGGCCUGGCUGCAGGCAUAUCUGCAGCACUUCCAGAGCCUGAAGAACUGAUCCUUCCCUGCUGCCACCCUGGUGCUUCCCCAGCCCCGUGUACACAGGAGAAGCAGUUGGACUGCAGCCUUCCUCAGUGGUAAAGCUUAUUCUAUUUAACUUAUUUAAACAAAGUAUUUUUUGCUAAAAAAGGGGGAAAAUCCCCAAAAAUAAAUUAUAUCAAAGUCCUAAUUUAACUGAAAAUAAUUUAAUUAUAUCAAUUUGCUUGUUAAUGAAGAGUCAGGAGUUUCAAUGCCUGAAUAAAGUGUUUGCGUUAUCAA
This is a messenger RNA of Melopsittacus undulatus (budgerigar), 623 nucleotides long. It is a transcript of the gene CCL13, whose product is annotated as C-C motif chemokine ligand 13. The record is from RefSeq and is a predicted model, not a curated record. Gene Ontology annotation, cellular component: extracellular region. NCBI's taxonomy places the organism in Eukaryota, Metazoa, Chordata, Aves, Psittaciformes, Psittaculidae. Gene Ontology annotation, biological process: immune response; eosinophil chemotaxis. Gene Ontology annotation, molecular function: chemokine activity.